Molecule: messenger RNA, 1398 nt
Organism: Fukomys damarensis (Damara mole-rat)
Lineage: Eukaryota; Metazoa; Chordata; Mammalia; Rodentia; Bathyergidae
Product: UDP-glucuronosyltransferase 2B4
Molecular function (GO): UDP-glycosyltransferase activity
Source: RefSeq, a predicted model, not a curated record
CACAAUUUGUGAGCAUCUCUACAUUUUAUCAAGAUGUCCAUGACAUGGAUCUCUGCCCUGCUAUUGCUACAACUGAGUUGUUAUUUCAACUCUGGGAGCUGUGGAAAGGUGCUGGUGUGGCCAAUGGAUUUCAGCCACUGGUUGAACAUAAAGAUCAUACUAGAGGAACUUAUCCAGGGGGGACAUGAGAUGACAGUUCUGAGACCUUCAAGUAUCAUUUUUGCUGAUGUUAAUUCAUCAUCCCAAAUUAAGUUUGAAACAUUUCCUACAUCUGUCAAUGAAGAUCAGUGGAAAGAAACUUCUACUCAAUUGAUCACUAAGUGGAUGAAUAUGGGGUCAAUAGAAUUCUUUUUCACACAGUGUCUAGAGGCAGAAAACAUUUUUAAAGAUUUUUUUGACAGUUGGAGAAAUUUUUGUAAAGAAGCAGUCUCAAACAAGAUACUGAUGAGGAAACUCCAAGAAUCAAGAUUUGAUGUUCUUCUUGCGGAUGCCGUGGGUCCCUGUGGUGAGCUGGUGGCUGAGCUUCUAAAAAUACCUUUUGUGUAUAGCAUCCGUGGCACUCCUGGCUUCCAUGUGGAAAGAAAUGGAGGAGGGCUUAUAUGUCCUCCUUCUUAUGUACCUGUUUUAAUGUCAGGACUAGCUGGUCAAAUGAGUUUCAUGAGAGUAAAAAACAUAAUGCACAUGCUUUAUUUUGACUUUUGUUUUGCAAUACUUAAUGAAAAAGAGUGGAAUGAACUUUACAGUGAAGUUUUAGGAAAACGUACAACAUUAUAUGAGACAAUGGGAAAGGCAGAAAUGUGGCUCAUUCGAAGCUACUGGGAUUUGGAAUUUCCUCGGCCCAGCUUACCAAAUUUUGAUUUUGUGGGAGGACUCCACUGCAAACCUGCCAAACCUCUGCCUAAGGAAAUGGAAGACUUUGUGCACAGCUCUGCGGAGCAUGGCAUCGUGGUGUUUGCUCUGGGGUCGAUGGUCAGCAACAUGACGGAAGAAAGGGCCAAUACGAUUGCUUCAGCCCUUGCACAGAUUCCACAAAAGGUUCUUUGGAGAUUUGAUGGAAAGAAACCAGAUACCUUAGGACCCAACACUCGGCUGUACAAAUGGCUUCCUCAGAAUGACCUACUUGGUCAUCCCAAAACGAGAGCUUUUGUCACUCAUGGUGGAGCCAACGGUGUUUAUGAGGCGAUCUACCAUGGGAUCCCUAUGGUGGGCAUUCCUUUGUUUGCGGAUCAGCAUGAUAACAUUGCUCACAUGAAGGCUAAAGGAGCAGCUGUUAAAGUGGAAUUCUUGACAAUGUCAAGCACAGAACUGCUAAACGCACUGAAGACGGUCCUUAACAGCCCUUCCUAUAAGGAGAAUGCUAUGUGGUUGUCAACCAUUCACCACGAUCAGCCCAUGAAG